ACACGUAGAGGUGAAGUGAAGUUGUUGGGUUCUUCUUGCUUUCUUCAAUUCAAUUCUUCUCUUGUGUUUGCAGUUCUUGCUUUUUAUCGUUACUGUUUGUUCCCUUUGUUCCAUUAACGAUGCCGCCGCGUGCAGUGAGGAGACCGUCCACAGCAGCAGCACUGAAGAAGAAGACACCGGUGAAAACCCCAGUUGAGACAAAAGAAGAACCAAAAGAAGCUGAAUCCCUUCAAUACAACGCCAACAAGAGCACUGUCAGUUCAAAUUACGAAGAACACCGAGAGUCCUCUCCAACUCCGAAAGAGGAAAACGAGGAAAAGGAGGAGAAGGAUGUUUCCAUUGGUUAUCACGAGGUUGAUAGAUCCGAAAGGUUGGAGCUUGAAGACAAUUACCCCAAUUCUGAAGCGGAGGAUUUUGUUGGGGCGCAUAUGGGGAUGGAAGGUGAGAAAGAACGCUAUGAGGAGAGAAAUGAUGGAGAUUGCAUGAUGGAAGAUUUGAUGGAAGGGGAGGGGGAGGGGGAUGAACGCGCUGAGGAGGUUGGUCUGGAAGAAGAGGAAGUGCACCAUGAUGUGGCCAAGGAGAAGCAGGAGCGGCGCAAGAGGAAGGAAUUCGAGAUUUUUAUUGGAGGGUUGGACCGAGAUGCUACUGAAGAGGAUCUAAUGAAGGUUUUCAGCCAGGUUGGUGAGGUCACAGAAGUAAGACUUAUGAAGAACCCAAUGACUCAUAAGAACAAGGGCUUUGCUUUCCUACGUUUUGCAACUGUUGAGCAGGCUCGACGGGCAAUCAAUGAACUUAAGCAUCCAACGAUCAGUGGAAAGCAGUGCGGAGUAGCUCCAAGUCAGGAUAAUGAUACUCUGUUUGUUGGCAACAUAUGCAGGACAUGGACAAAAGAAGCUCUGAAGGAAAAGCUUGCACAAUAUGGUGUUGAUAACUUUGAGGAUUUGACAUUAGUGAAAGACACUAGAAAUGAAGGAAUGAAUCGAGGAUUCGCUUUUCUUGAUUUCCCUUCUAGGGCAGUUGCCCUGGAUGCAUGCAAGCUCUUGCAGAGGAGGGACGUUGUGUUUGGUACAGAUCGGACUGCUAAAGUUUCCUUUGCAGACACUUCUAUUGAACCAGAUGAUGAAAUUAUGUCACAGGUUAAGACAAUAUUCAUUGAUGGUCUACCUGCUGCUUGGGAUGAGGACCAGGUAGAAGAGCAUCUCAGAAAGUAUGGGAAGAUUGAAAAGGUUGAACUUGCUAGGUAUAUGCCAGCUGCUAGAAGAACAGAUUUUGGAUUUAUAACAUUUGAGACACACGAUUCUGCAGUGGCUUGUGUUGAAGGUAUUAAUAAUAUUGAGCUUGGUGAUGGUGAUAAAAAGGUAAAGGUUAGGGCAAGGCUAUCAAGACCACGCCAAAGAGGCAAGUCAGUGAAACAUGCCAGAGGGGGUUAUUUAGUUGGACAUAGUGAUAGUUGGGGUGGCAAGGCUCCCUUGAGGUCCAGUAUGUCCCAUACAGAUUCCUGGGGGUAUGCAGGGCGCAGUGAACGAGUCACUCAAAGCCGUAGCUCAUAUGGUGGUGGUUAUAAGCAGAUGCUUGGUCCCAGGGACAGAUAUCCACCUGUGGAUGUCAUUCCCGAUAGAGUCGGGGAUAGGAGGGUGUCUUCUUCAAGAAGGUCCUAUGAUCGGAUGUCUCCCGGUCCUGCUUAUGGAAAGAUCAGCUCAAGGAGGGACUAUGUGAGACAUGAUGAACCUUUUCCUAGAUCAUCUGAUUACACUAGUGCUCAUCCUGGGAAGCACCCAUCCUAUAGAGAUGCUUACCCUUAUCGUGGAUCAGGAUACCCAGACAGUCCUCCUAGAAGCACCACUCGUGGUGCUUCUCGUAGACCUCCCCCUUUUUAUGCUGAAGAGAGCUAUGGAAGACCAAUGGAGCGGCCUUCGACCUAUCGUGACAGUCAUAGUCGUGAUUACCCUUCUAUUUCUGGCUCUAAGCGGCCUCAUUCUGCUUCGGAGGAGCUUCAUCCUCGCUAUGCUGAGUCCACAAUGAGGCAAUCACAAGGUCACUACGAAUAUGAGGGAAGCAGUGCUGCCAUGCCAUACAAUGAUGGUGCUUAUGGCAGCGAGUCCAGCAGGAUGAGGCGUGGUUCUCAUCUAGGAUAUGAAGGAGGUGGUCGGAGUUCUGCAGUGCAUUCUUAUGACUUGUAUGACUCACGUACAUCAGGUGUGGGGUACAGCAGAGAUGAGUCAAGUAGAGACGAUGCUGGAGGAAUGUACUCCAGCUAUGACAGGGAUUACAUGUCCCAUGAUUACAUGUCUCCUGGAGAUGUUGGUGCCGGUUCAUAUUCAUCUUCCUACUCCAGUCGUCGCAUGAGUGAUAGCUAUGUAAGUGGGAGAGGUUCAGGAUCAUAUUAUUAAGGUGAGUUUGACUGUGGUUACACCAUGAUAUUAUCUCCAGGCAUAUAUGCUACAAAUAGAGCAUUGCGGACACUGAACUGAUUCUGUCAAUUAUGAGAACAAAUAUUUGGAGGCUAAUUAACUGGGAAGCUUAGCUGGCAGGCCUGCCUGCACAUUCCAAAACAGUCUUCUUUAAUGGAUGGAACAACAAGGAUAUAGGUCUUUGAUUACUUGACCUUUUAAGAAAUUCAACUCAUGGGGUUCAUCUCCUGUACUCUUGAAAGAUUGAUUCUGGGAUUAGUAGUUUAUGAUACUUAUCUCCAAGGAUGAUGACAGUGUAGGGCUUAACUUAGAAAAGUUGAGAAAUAUGACUCGUUCCAGUUGAAAUGGUGCUUGAAAGAGGAAGCUUAAGUCUGUAAUUUAUGAGGACGUGGUGAUUCUUUUUAUAGAUCUCUAUGACCCUAUCCGGAUGGAUGGAGAAACUGAAGCUUAAAAGUCUACUUAUUUCCUACAUGCUUUAAGGAUUUGAGCUGUCUCCCGGAUCUACAACGAUUGGCUUGGGCUGCCCUUUUUUUUUUUUUUUUUUCCUGUAUGGCUGUGUUAUCAUGAUCGUAGGCCAGUUUGACUACUGAAGUGGGUAAUGCUGAGCAUCUGAACUUGGUAUUCCCCUUUACUGGAAGUGAUUCUCAUAAGAAGCUAUGGUAUUUGAUCUUCCAUCUAUUCUACUUUUCUAAUGUGCACCAGUUAACUUUAUUUUGGGUUGUACAGGGAAUUGAGUUGUGCUCGAGUAGUAUCUAUAUUUUGCUUUCGGUCAAAGGACCUGUGACAUUCAAGGUUUCCUCUUAUAAAUGAGGAAAUUGUUUUCGCU
Macadamia integrifolia is the source of this 3237-nucleotide messenger RNA. RefSeq names its product heterogeneous nuclear ribonucleoprotein Q-like. The transcript has 11 exons. NCBI's taxonomy places the organism in Eukaryota, Viridiplantae, Streptophyta, Magnoliopsida, Proteales, Proteaceae. The record is from RefSeq and is a predicted model, not a curated record. Gene Ontology annotation, cellular component: nucleus. The coding region runs from base 120 to 2390 and encodes 756 amino acids. Gene Ontology annotation, molecular function: mRNA binding.